This is a messenger RNA of Acromyrmex echinatior (Panamanian leafcutter ant), 1220 nucleotides long. RefSeq lists its product as uncharacterized. NCBI's taxonomy places the organism in Eukaryota, Metazoa, Arthropoda, Insecta, Hymenoptera, Formicidae. The record is from RefSeq and is a predicted model, not a curated record.
CAUUCCACUAUUAACUCGAAUGGCGGAUAUAAAUGAGACACGUUCACACGAUGCUGUCAAAUCGUCCGGAAAUUCUCGUUCCACGUCUUAUCGCUCGAUUUUCACGUUUGUUGGUGUGCUUGAGUUUCUCCGAUUUUUGUAACUCUUUACUUUGCUAAUGGAUUGCGCUCUCGAGAAUGUUCUCGCAAAGAUCGUGCUAUGUCUCCCAACUAUCGAGAUCACAUCCAAUUUUGAAGUUUAUUGAUAUUUAUGAUCGUCAGUCAUUUAUACGAGUAUACGUUUUGGAUAACUUUUAUGUGUGUAUCUUGAUGUAUAUUUUGUUCUACAUAGCACUAUGGUAUGCUAAUAACAUAAUAAAGCGAAUUGAAAGAUCAAAUCGGGAGAUGUCAACAAUAGUUGCAGAAAACAAGAUGAAAUUAGACAGAUUGGUUUUGUUAAAAAACAAGAAGGCGGAAUUCGAGGAUGCAAUCGUAAAAACAACAGAUGCUCAAAAAGAGACUACAAAAUACUUAGAAGAUGAAGUGAACAGGCUUAGCACAGAAUUAAUUACAACAUCCAAUAAAAUUACUGAAUUGGAAAAAGUUGUUGAAAAAUACAAAUAUCCGGACAAAUUCCUUAGCUCAGCCAAUGCUAUCGAGGGCGAAUGUCCAAAAGAAUUCGAAAGAGUCACGACUUCGUUCGAGAAAUUCAAGAUUCUCGAACCGUCAUUUCCACCAACUGUACCACCGGAACCUCCGCCUCGGAAGUAUGGGAUCUUUGUCAGUAGACCGCCUGGGCGGAGAGAGUCGUCUGCAACUGCACCUGCGACUCCAAAACAACCGUUUACGAGUGGCAUGAACGCUUCAGAAGUGGUCGUGAAUCCGUCGAGGAAUCAGUCGAAAAAGAAAGCGAUGCUCACAGUUUUCAUGGAUUACAACGGUAUUGUAUAUCACGAAUUUUUGUCAGAAGGUCAGACAGUUAAUAAGGAGUAUUAUUUGGGCGUUAUGAGACAUUUUCGUGAAGCAAUUCGCCAAAAAAGAAAGGAUUUGUGGGUAAACAACUCGUGGAUUUUGCACCAUGAUAACGCACCGUCGCACAGUGCCAUCAUUAUCCGUGAAUUUUUGGUCAAGAACAAAACGAAUACCAUCCAACAGCCAUCGAAUUCACCCGAUAUGGCUCCCUGCGAUUUUUUUCUGUUCGAUCGAGUCAAAAAACCACUGCGGGGAAACAGCGCGUUUUAA